Amoebophrya sp. A120 is the source of this 2867-nucleotide messenger RNA. The record is from the annotation of a GenBank genome assembly. Lineage: Eukaryota; Dinophyceae; Syndiniales; Amoebophryaceae.
AGCAGCAAUUAUGCGACCGCAACUGCAAGAGAAGCCGCAGCUGUAACUUGUGGUACAAAUUCUUUUCCUCUGAUUGAGUACAACUAUUGCGAGAUGAAGCAGAUGAUCAACUACUCUGUACUCUCCCUGCUCAUCUGGAACUCAAUUUAGAACCUACAAGAACAACCGAAAACAAGGACGAUGGUCGUCACCACUCACCAGCAGGAGCAUUCGCUUGCUUCCGAGUCCCACGGAUGGUGGGGCGGGAGUGGUGGUAAAGAAGGUGGUGGCGCGGGCGCCGAUCAUGGUGGAGUACCACCAGACGGUGAAGAUGAAGAAGUUGCUGCAGAAGCACCGAGUGUUUGGUCGCGGGUCAGCGGGUGGCUCACUGCUGCUUCCGACUGGGUCCAAGCAGAGAUUGCAAACAGCGCACUACCCUCCGCGGACAGUAGAAACAAGUACCUCGAGCUAACGACGGAGAACCUGCGGAGCGAAGACUUACGCAUCGGACCGGUAGAGAUAAAUGGCGAACCAUUGACCAACAAUUUUUCGUGGACGCUGUCCGACACCUACGACACGAACGGAGUUUUAGCACUGGUGCCAAGUAAGGCCGUGGAGGAAAAUGGUAACCCGGCACUCGCUCAGAGUCAGAACCUGCUGACAGACAACACCAAGUACGAAUCCUUCUUGCGAAUCCUGCACGGCGACAUUGACGCGUGGCAGUUCAAGGGCCGGUACGCCGGCUGGGACGAGACGAAGCAGAAGUGGGACAAAGACAUGAGUGCGGAAGGCACGGAGAAGCUGAUCGUCAUGCGGGUGAAAGAGGAGAAAGAUGUAGAAAAGUGUAUUGACAACCUCAGGAGAAGUACUACUGCAACCGGUAGUGGAUCCAAAAGCUCCGAGAACUUGUGCGGCGCACCGUUCGUCAUGGAGUACGGGCGGGGGAAACCGCGAGACCAGUACCGUGUGUCGUUCUACCAAAAGCACCCGGAGAAAGAGUUGAUCUACCCCUUGGGGGAGAUCUACUUGAGUGAGUCCAGGACCGCGUUUCCUCAGUUUCUGUUAUUACAGUGAAAAGUGCCCCCCACCCCAAAGUUGCAAAAAUUUGUGAUGCGAAGUUUCCAAAUGAAAACUUUUUGUCAUGCAUGAAAGGAGUAUGACUCUUUCUGAUGCAGAUUCUAGUCGUGUUUCGCAUCGCUUACAUGACGAGCACCGCUCUUGCUGGGAUCUUUUGCAAUACAAAUCUUUGCUAUUCACGAUCGGAAAUCUGUGAUGCUGAUACAUGCAAGAGGGCGAGUGUUUCAUUUGGAAAGGUUUGCAAUACAAAUGCUUUCAAGUUCGGGGGUGGGGGCAUUUUUCAUUGUAAUAUCUGUUCAACAAAAUUUCUUUCCAAAACUCCAUUGAGACCGGCCUGCCGGGGGUGGUGAAGUUGCAGAAAGCGCUGGACGAAGCGGCGCCGGAGGUUGUGAAUCCCCCGGUUUCAUCUUCUUUCCGAGACAAAGCGAGUAAAGCAGCAAAGAAGGCAAAGGACGCUGCAGGGAAGGCAGCGGGCGCUCUUUCUUCUAUGACAUCUUCCAGAAGAUCUUCCAAGAAGAAAGAAAAGUCCAAGAGUAAAGCCUCUUUUGUAGAAGUGGGUGAAGAAGUACUAGCGCAGGAUCAGAACAUCAAGCAAGCAGUAGCGGAGAUCGAACCAAAUUCCUUCGUGGAGCUCGUUUCCCCUACAUCAACCGCCGGGACAAAAAUGGACGACUUUUUCGCGACGAGUGGUGGAGUUGCUCGUCCCGGAGUUGUUCUACCCGAGGCUGCGCAGGAAAAUAAUGCGGUGGAGCAACAGGACCCGGACGAGGGCAGCAGCACUAGCAGUGUAAAAAUGCCGGCGUCUUUUGCUGCAACGUCAGCGAGCAGCACUGCUUCAUCUUCCGCUCCACGGAAGACCAACCUACGACAGCGUGGGCAUAAGGCACGGCGGCUUAGCGCUACAAGGCCGACCACGAGCACCAUUUCCCCCUCCGAUUAUGCCGGAACGGCAAGUAGUGGCCUAUCCACAGCGGGCACUACGACUUCCGGCGAGCUGGUGAGCAGCUACCAGCAGCAAGAACAAUUGGACGACCUCCGCCAUUUUCUCCCUCUCCUGCUUUUCGUGCUGGUUCUCAUCGCAGUCUGGAUAUGGAAGCGUCAGGAUCGAAAUCGACAAAGUUGGAAAAUUUGUUAUGCAUAAAAUCGAUGCCAGUUGGACCCACAGAUUAUAAUCGGCGCAUGACAAAUUUUCUUUUCCUCUAAAGCAAGUGUGUCAUGCUGUUUAGGGCAAAAGCCCUCGUGUCUGUCAUGCUAAUGAGCAGCCCAGCUCUCGACCCUUACCAGCACUACAGUCCGCUUCCCUUGCGUCCUCUGCAAUAGAGGCGAUUCUUGCGUUGCAUUUUGUGCAUGACAAACUAUUUCAACUUUGACGAUUUCGAUCCUGACACCCGCAUACUGGAAGGUGUUUCUGGCGUACCGGAUUCGGAACGCGUCGGCGGCGGCGGCAGAGAGGGACCGACAACUACUGCAACGGGAAAGACCAACUAGCAAAGGAGAAGUUGCCGUGGGGACCAUGGGCAGUACUAGAGAAGGUUGUUUAGAGGAUUUUACGGCUGUUAAGGCUUCACCACUGUAGUAGAGCGCAGUUCAAAUACUAAGUUCUUGUGAGAGGACGGUGCAAUUUAUUAUGUUAUGAUGUAAAUUGAAUCACGUUUGUCGACGAAUGUAGAAACCCAUUGCCUGCACCUGUAACAAAUACAAACCAAAUACAAACCGUCUUGACACGACUUUAGCAACAAAGUAUACGAACGAAAUUUCAGACGUGUAGCAAAACUACGAACGAACACGGCAAGAGCAGUGCCAGUGUCCCG